Messenger RNA from Trichophyton benhamiae CBS 112371, 1974 nucleotides. RefSeq lists its product as uncharacterized. Gene Ontology annotation, biological process: protein phosphorylation; mitotic DNA damage checkpoint signaling. Bases 1 to 1974 code for a protein of 657 amino acids. NCBI's taxonomy places the organism in Eukaryota, Fungi, Ascomycota, Eurotiomycetes, Onygenales, Arthrodermataceae. The transcript has 5 exons. Gene Ontology annotation, molecular function: protein serine/threonine kinase activity; ATP binding; protein binding. The record is from RefSeq and is a predicted model, not a curated record. Gene Ontology annotation, cellular component: nucleus.
AUGCCUCCACAGAGGGAGAGAAGCAAUCUGAAGAGAGAAAGGCCAUUGGUUUCUCAGGAAAUACAAAUAUUCAAGCUGCUGCUAACUCAUUCUUUGCCAAACCUGCAGGGCAACGCAGUUCCAGACCAUGAAUCAAAGAAGCCACGGAGAUCCCCCCGAAUCUCAUCUCAAUUGCAGCAGGAUGCCGGAUAUCUACCUUCUCCCCUAGUCAACGAGGUAAUUUCAGAAGAAAAGCGUGAAGUUGCUACAGUUUCUCCCCCAGAAGGCCGCCGAAAAGAGGCGCCUCGAGGUCAAUCGCCAGACGAGUCUUCAUGUCCCACCCAGGGUUUCUCUCAGUAUCCCCCAAUCCAAUCCAUUGACGAUGUGGAAGACGAGGCGGCCCAGGGCAUAUGGGGAUACCUCACUCCGCUAGAUAACAAUUUUGGAGGCCAAUUGGUUCUGAAGAAGCGGGACAGCACAAAUACUACACCGGUAAUUGGAGCGGCAUCAGACAUAUCAACACCGGAAAGCGCCACCUCGAAGCGUGGAACUAGAGAGAUAAACCGCGCUGGAUAUCUUAUAGGCCGACACGCAGAGUGCGAUUUCAGGAUCAAGCUCCCCACGAUAUCCAACCGCCAUUGUCUGAUAUUCCACGAAAACAGAGGAGGAGACUUUGUUGCAAUUGUAGAAGAUCUCUCUAUCAAUGGCACUUUCAUCAACGACGCCAUCAUCGGCAGGAACAAACGCCGAGAGCUCGAAAAUGGCGACGAGAUUACCAUCUUGCAAGAAUCCAGAUUCAUCUUCAACUACCCGCGGAGUCGGAACACAAGCAAGUUCCGACAGCAGUAUAAGCUCUUCGACAUGCUGGGCAGGGGACACUUUGCCUCGGUUUAUCUAUGCGCUGAACGUUCUACUGGGGUGAAGUAUGCCGUCAAACAUUUCGAGAAACGCCCAGGCGCUGUUCAGAGGCUAGACCGCGAGGCACUACAGCAAGAGAUUUCGAUGUUGAUGAGUGUCAACCAUCCGAAUAUGCUGUGUCUAAAGGAUACUUUUGACGAGAGUGACGGUGUUUACCUGAUUCUUGAACUUGCGCCAGAGGGUGAACUGUUCAACUGGAUCAUUAGGCAUCAGAAACUCAGCGAGGAGGAGACACGAAAAGUAUUCAUUCAGCUUUUUGAAGGCUUGAAAUACCUGCAUGAACGAAAUAUCAUUCACCGUGACAUAAAGCCGGAGAACAUUCUGGUUGUUGACAAAGAUCUUACCGUAAAAUUAGCAGACUUCGGCCUCGCAAAGAUUGUCGGUGAACACUCCUUCACCACCACGCUGAUGUACACACGGGCCGUUGACAUCUGGUCACUUGGAGUGGUGCUCUACAUCUGCCUGUGCGGAUUCCCUCCCUUUUCAGAUGAGCUGUACCACCCAAAAGAGUACCCAUACACUCAGAAAGAGCAGAUCCAGCUCGGAUACUUCAAGUAUCCUUCCCCGUACUGGGACUCAAUCGACUAUAGCGCCAUGGACCUUAUCGACUCUAUGAUUGAAGUCGACGUGAAGGAGCGUUUGAAAGUUGAUGAAUGUCUCGAGCACCCAUGGAUCACUGGCAUCGACCCCGAUGAGCCCAGGGUCGCAGACAGCACCGAUGACCUCGCCGGGGCUAUCGGUGGCCUCAGGGUGUCAAAAGAACGUCGACCAACUAUGGUCCGCAGGCUGCUGAGUGACAUUCAUGAAGUCACGGUCAAGCAAGUGGUGAAGACAAAGGAAGACGACCCUUCCUCCCAGAACAUAACUAUAUACCAGAAUCACCCCGUGCCUCAAGCCCAGGAGCCCAAACCGGCUGGCAAUCGGAACUCAAAGGAGUUCAUGGAACUCGGUGGAAGUGGAGACCAGGUGCUAUUCGAUGAGCAGUCUGACGACUCGCUGGAGCUUGAGAGUGAGGCACGGAAGCCGGUUGUCCAUCAGGACGACGCAGACAAGACUCCACGAGGAAGCAAGAGGUAG